AUGGCUGGCGGAAACGUUAUCGACAUCACUACUGAGGCCGAGUUCAAGGAGAAGGUCCUCAACUCCCAGGAUCUCGUCGUCCUCGACUGCUUCGCCGAAUGGUGCGGUCCCUGCAAGGCCAUCGCCCCCAAGCUCGCCCAGUUCAGCGAAGCCUACCCCCAGGCCAAGUUCUACAAGAUCGACGUCGACCAGCUCUCCGAGGUUGCCGCCGAGCUCGGCGUCCGCGCCAUGCCCACCUUCAUGCUCUUCAACAAGGGCGAGAAGGUCUCUGACGUCGUCGGCGCCAACCCCCCUGCCCUGGAGGCCGGUAUCAAGAGCCUGAUUGCGUAA
This is a messenger RNA of Aspergillus affinis, 330 nucleotides long. Its product is annotated as thioredoxin family protein. The coding region runs from base 1 to 330 and encodes 109 amino acids. The record is from RefSeq and is a predicted model, not a curated record. Gene Ontology annotation, molecular function: protein-disulfide reductase activity. Lineage: Eukaryota; Fungi; Ascomycota; Eurotiomycetes; Eurotiales; Aspergillaceae. The transcript is spliced from 2 exons.